UUCGCUUUACUGGCCGCACAGGCUUCCGUAGAGCCGCUCUAAAGAUGGUAGCUUCCAUGUGCUAACGUGAGAGUGAACUGGAAGCCGAGUCUGCACUGUAGCGACAAGGACGCAGACUCUGAUCAGCCACUUUUUUUUUAUUUAUCGCCUUUAAAGAAAUUACCUGACAAAGUCGAAAAGCAGCCUCUGCCUCGUGGAGGCGUCACAGGCACGAUCACUUUAUGCUGGGGCGGUCAUCUUACCUGUUCCCCCUCAUCGUCUCCCAUCACCUGCAUCAUUCUUGCACCUGUUCUGCUAGACCGACACUUCAGUGGAGGCUACACAGUGCUGCUGCUGCUGUAAUCAGCAGAGGACUGAAAUCAAUGGAGUCCCUAAAAGCCCUUCAGGACCCAGAGGUUCCCACUACCAACCCUCCACCUACGUCUGCUGGGUCUGCAGCAGAUGUUGUGAGCCCGGCCCCCUCAGACACAGCGUCUGAUAAGGAGAAGACACCCCCUGUGGGUCUUUUACCAGGGGAGACGGUGGUCAAGGAGGGCAAGGCGUCCAUCUUGUUUCCUAGUGCAAAUGAAGUGUUUUACAACCCAGUACAGGAGUUCAACAGAGAUUUGACAUGUGCUGUGAUCACAGAGUUUGCCAGAGAUCUGCUGGCUCAGCGUGGGGUGAAGGUGGUGGUGCCUGGAGAGCAAGAGAGGGUGGUGGUCUCCCUGUCGGAGGAGACAAACGACGCUGACACGCAGAUAGAGGAGAAAAAUGGAGCCGAGGAGCCAGCUGUAACUGCAACAGUGGGGGAGAAAUGUGAGCGUGGUCUUCGUGUCCUGGAGGGUUUGGCUGCGUCAGGUUUGCGCUCGGUACGUUUUGCUCUGGAAGUCCCCGGCCUGCACAGCGUCACCGCCAACGACUUCUCCACCAAGGCUGCGGCCCUGAUCGCCAGGAACACCCAGUACAAUGGAGUUAGCCACCUGCUCCAGGCCAGCUGCAGGGAUGCCAGCAUGCUGAUGUAUGAGAUGCGGGGGAAGAAGGAGCGGUAUGACGUCAUCGAUCUGGAUCCCUACGGUAGCCCUGCCCAAUUCCUGGAUGCCGCUGUACAGGCUGUCAGUGAAGGAGGUCUGUUGUGUGUAACAUGUACAGACAUGGCAGUGAUGGCAGGAAACAGCGGAGAGACCUGCUACAGCAAAUACGGCUCAGUCUCCAUCAAAGCCAAAUACUGUCAUGAGAUGGCUCUGCGUAUCAUCCUCCACAGUUUGGACCAGAGGGCGGGGGUGUACCAGCGAUACAUCCAGCCCCUGCUGUCUGUCAGUGUGGACUUUUACAUCCGAGUCUUUGUGCGUGUCUUCACAGGACAGGCCAAAGUCAAAAACUCAGCCAGUAAACAGGCUCUGGUCUACAACUGUGUCGGCUGUGGGUCUUUCUACUUACAGAGAAUGGGCAGGAGAAAAAGCGAUGGAGGACAUAUGAAGUAUAGUGCUGCCACUGGACCCCCUGUUGGAACAGAGUGUGACCACUGUGGACACAAACAUCAGAUGGGGGGUCCUAUCUGGGCGGAGCCCAUCCACGACUUGGAGUUUGUCCAGAAGGUUUUAUCUGCUGUGUCGGGAAACCCAUCCCGAUUUGGAACAUCCAAGCGCAUCAACGGCAUACUCAGCAUGGUGACUGAGGAGUUGGAAGAUGUGCCUCUUUAUUACACUGUGGAAAAUCUAAGCAGCGCAAUACACUGCAAUACUCCAUCCCUGCUCCAGUUUUGCUCUGCUCUUCUUCAUGCUGGUCACAAGGUUUCCCUCUCUCACGCCUGUCAGACUGCCAUCAAGACAGACGCUCCACCUGCCACCAUCUGGGACAUCAUGCGAUGCUGGGAGAAGGCUAAUCCUGUGAAGAGGGAGAAGCUGUCUAAGACUAGCCCUGCCUUCAAGAUCCUCUCCACUGAGCCCAGCCUCGAGGCCUGUUUCACUGUGAGGGAGGACGCCAACCCUCACUCCCGUAAACGCCACCUAAACCGGUUCCAGGAGAAUCCUCAGGCAUUCUGGGGACCCAAAGCUCGUGCCAAAUCCAGCGGUGGCAUCUCUACUGACCUGCAGGACAAAAGAAAGAAGUUCCAGAACAAGAGGAAGAACCAGACCACAGAUCCCUCUCAGCUAAAAACCUUCCCCUGUAAGAGGUUCAAACAGGGAUUAUGCACACAUGGAGACACAUGCCGCUACUCCCACGACCUGGAGCAGACAAAGGAAGAGAAAAUGGAAUGAACAGUAUUCUCCCGAUUCAGUUGUGUUUUUUUUUAAAAUCUUAUUUCUGGAGUUUGAAUGGCCUAGUGCAGCCUGGACAAAGUGAGAAUAAUGCACUACAAUCAGAUUGUAUAAAGGUGAGGAAAACAACCUAAAAACUGUUAAUAUACAGAACAUAUCCAUUAUUCAGUUUUAUGCCAGAGGUUUAUGCGUUACGUUCUUUGUUUUUUUUUAUUUGACUAUUGUCAGCGCAUUUCGUACCAAUAAAGUCCCUCACUGUAACUUUAAA
Lates calcarifer (barramundi perch) is the source of this 2505-nucleotide messenger RNA. RefSeq names its product tRNA methyltransferase 1 (gene trmt1). The record is from RefSeq and is a predicted model, not a curated record. Gene Ontology annotation, molecular function: RNA binding; metal ion binding. Bases 222 to 2237 code for a protein of 671 amino acids. The transcript has 16 exons. Lineage: Eukaryota; Metazoa; Chordata; Actinopteri; Centropomidae. Gene Ontology annotation, biological process: tRNA N2-guanine methylation. Gene Ontology annotation, cellular component: nucleus.